GGAGAGAAAGAGAGUGGGAGAGAGAGAGAGAGAGAGAGAGAGCACAGUAUGCCCUUGCCUCCCUCCUUCCUCUCUAUUAUAAAACUGAAAGGAGACUGAAAAGAGGAACAGUAGAGCUGGAAAACAAAGAAAGACACUGAAAGAGUGCGGCAUAGAAAGGACAGGGAGAGAGAGACGGGGUAAAAGAACGGGACGUGCGUGAAGAGAGAAAGCGAGACAGACAGAGCUCAGUGCAGCAGCAUCACCACUUCCACCACCUAAAUUCCAUAGCUACCUUUACUUCCUCCCUCCCUCCUCCUUUCUGUACUCCAUCUCCCCUGGUUCUCCCUCCUCCUCUCUGUACUCCAUCUCCCCUGGUUCUCCCUCCUCCUCUCUGUACUCCGUCUCCCCUGGUUCUCCCUCCUCCUCUCUGUACUCCAUCUCCCCUGGUUCUCCCUCCUCCUUUCUGUACUCUGUGUCCCCUGGUUCUCCUCUUCUCUGUCUACUACUAUUACCGACAGCAGGACCAUGGAUACAGGAAGCCCCAGGAAGAUCCAGUUCACCAUGCCUCUCCUGGACUCACACCUGGACCCAGAGGCUGCUGAACAGAUCAGAAGACGGCGGCCCACACCUGCUACUCUGGUAGCAUCCAGUGACCAGUCUUCUCCAGAAAUAGAUGAAGACCGUCUUCCAAACCAGUUAUACAAGGCAGCCUUGAUGAACUCUCCCAGGCAGAGGAGGAAGGGAGCAAGAGCCACGCCCACUAUGAAAGGUAAGAUCUCUCCCAGGCAGAGGAGGAAGGGAGCAAGAGCCACACCCACUAUAAAAGGUAAGAUCUCUCCCAGGCAGAGGAGGAAGGGAGCAAGAGCCACACCCACUAUAAAAGGUAAGAUCUCUCCCAGGCAGAGGAGGAAGGGAGCAAGAGCCACGCCCACUAUGAAAGGUAAGAUCUCUCCCAGGCAGAGGAGGAAGGGAGCAAGAGCCACACCCACUAUAAAAGGUAAGAUCUCUCCCAGGCAGAGGAGGAAGGGAGCAAGAGCCACGCCCAGUAUGAAAGGUAAGAUCUCUCCCAGGCAGAGGAGGAAGGGAGCAAGAGCCACGCCCACUAUGAAAGGUAAGAUCUCUCCCAGGCAGAGGAGGAAGGGAGCAAGAGCCAUGCCCACUAUGAAAGGUAAGAUCUCUCCCAGGCAGAGGAGGAAGGGAGCAAGAGCCACGCCCACUACGAAAGGUAAGAUCUCUCCCAGGCAGAGGAGGAAGGGAGCAAGAGCCACGCCCACUAUGAAAGGUAAGAUCUCUCCCAGGCAGAGGAGGAAGGGAGCAAGAGCCACGCCCACUAUGAAAGGUAAGAUAAUAUAGCUUAGAAACCCUUUUGUUCUGACACUAGUUUGAUAGUUUCUUUGAGACCGGCGUAUAGUCAUCCUCCCACACACCAUAACAUGGGGCGAGUCACUCAUCCUCCCACACACCAUAACAUGGGGCGAGUCACUCAUCCUCCCACACACCAUAACAUGGGGCGAGUCACUCAUACUUCCACACACCAUAACAUGGGGCGAGUCACUCAUCCUCCCACACACCAAAACAUGGGGCGAGUCACUCAUCCUCCCACACACCAUAACAUGGGGCGAGUCACUCAUCCUCCUACACACCAUAACAUGGGGUGAGUCACUCACUGCAAGCAGCUUGGACUGUAACGAGUGUGGUUAAGAAGGCUGUGCUGGUUGAUUAGAGCUAAUUAAUGAAAAGGACUGAUGAUGCUCUUCACCUAUCGAACCGUGUUAUGACUUCAUAAUAGCUUUAAUUAGAACUCUGACACAUGAUUUGUCAACGUUGACU
Oncorhynchus tshawytscha (Chinook salmon) is the source of this 1812-nucleotide messenger RNA. Its product is annotated as protein phosphatase 1 regulatory subunit 1A. Lineage: Eukaryota; Metazoa; Chordata; Actinopteri; Salmoniformes; Salmonidae. The record is from RefSeq and is a predicted model, not a curated record. Gene Ontology annotation, cellular component: cytoplasm. Gene Ontology annotation, molecular function: protein phosphatase inhibitor activity. Bases 508 to 1335 code for a protein of 275 amino acids. Gene Ontology annotation, biological process: intracellular signal transduction. The transcript is spliced from 4 exons.